AUGUACGCUCUGGCCGAUGGCCAGACGGCCGAGAGGGCGGACGCCGAAGCCGCGCGCGCCAUCAACGCCUCCGCAAAGUCGGAGUGGGCAGAGGUGGUUCAAGCCGAGCUCGAGGCCGCCCGGGCGUGGCGCAUCGAGGGCGACGGCGUGAGAGCCGCCGGAGCGCUGGCCAAGGCCGUGGCGGCGGUGGACAAGAUGCCGUACAUGGAGCCGCCGCGCUGGUAUUACCCACCGCGGCAGUGCCUCGGGUAUGUGCUACGCGCCUCGAACGCGACCGCCUCCCUCGCCGCCUUUACCCGCGACCUGCACGACUUCCCGGAGAACGGAUGGUCCCUCUCCGGCGCGGCCGAUGCGCUCGAUGCCCUCGGACGUGGCGCUGAGGCCGAGGGCCAUCGCGAGCGCGCCGCUGUCGCCUGGCAAUUCGCCGACGUCUGGCAGCCGAGGCCGCCACCGUGCCCGCAGCUGUCGGCGUAG
This is a messenger RNA of Emiliania huxleyi CCMP1516, 474 nucleotides long. RefSeq lists its product as hypothetical. Lineage: Eukaryota; Haptophyta; Isochrysidales; Noelaerhabdaceae. Bases 1 to 474 code for a protein of 157 amino acids. The transcript has a single exon. Gene Ontology annotation, cellular component: intracellular anatomical structure. The record is from RefSeq and is a predicted model, not a curated record.